This is a messenger RNA of Cryptosporidium ubiquitum, 13410 nucleotides long. RefSeq lists its product as uncharacterized. NCBI's taxonomy places the organism in Eukaryota, Apicomplexa, Conoidasida, Eucoccidiorida, Cryptosporidiidae. The coding region runs from base 1 to 13410 and encodes 4469 amino acids. The record is from RefSeq and is a predicted model, not a curated record. The transcript has a single exon.
AUGGGAUAUAAUUUCAUUCAAAAUAAUGAUACAAUAUUUACUCUACUUUUUAAUGAAACUUAUUUAACCAUUAAAGAUUGGAAAGGACAACAAGAAUAUUAUUCUCCAUAUACUAAUGAAAAACUUGCAUAUAAUAACAUGAACUUUACUAUAGGAAUUGGAUUAAGUAGAUUAGGUCUAUAUAUUAUGAAUUCUAAAUUACAAAGUCUAAUACAAAUCCAACCUCAAUAUGAUUAUUCAUAUAAUCAUGUUAAACAAUUAUAUAACAAUCAAGUUAUUUCUAAUUAUUUAUUAGAAGAUGGAUUCUUUUAUCCUAAUACUCUUCUUUAUGAAGGAUAUCAAAAAUGUUCAUUAUAUAAUAAUUGUUUAACUGAACAAUUAGAAUGUUAUUCACAAGUUCUUACUGGAAUAUGCCAAACAUUAUCUCCUGGAUUACAUCUCAAAUUUGAAACUGAAAUUAAAACUACUUAUCUUAAUAAUGGAACCUGGGGUGAAAUAUUUCAACAAUCUGACCUUUUAAAUACUUAUAUUAUUAGUUCUAAUAAUCAAGAUCAAUAUAUUGUUUAUAUAUAUCAUAAUAGAAUUGCUAUUCAAGAUAUAAAUAACUAUAUUAGUUGUUCUGGACCAUAUCCUAAUGGAAAUUUAAUUAAUAUUAAAUCAAAUCUUAUUUGGGAAAUUGGUUUUGAUUCUUAUUAUUCAAUUUUCCUUAAUGUAUAUGAUCAAAAUGAUAAUCAAUAUUAUUCUAUUUGUCAACUUAAAGCUGCUAAUCAAAAAAGUCUUAAUCUAAUUGCUAAUACUAAUCCUGAACUUAUAAUUACUAGUACUUUUGGAAUAGAAUCUAUUGAUUACAUUUAUACAAGAGGAUAUAAUCCAUCUAAUACUAAAUUUACUCAAUAUAUUAAUCAUUUCCCAAGAGGUGGAUAUAAAUCAUCAUCUUCUAAUUCAAAUCUAAUUACAUCUUAUUAUUAUCCUUAUUAUGAUCAAUCUAUUAAUGAAUAUAAUCCAUUACAUAAUUAUGGUGAAAAUUAUCCAUUCUUUCCACCUGGUAUUAAACCAGCUCCAAUUAUAGGAAAUUAUCAUACUACACCACCAGGAUAUUAUUAUAAUAAAACUACUAGUCAAUUUGAAAAGAAUCCAGAUCAUCCAAAUCCUAAUGAAUUAAAUCCAUUUCAACCAAAUCAUAUUGUAGAUGGUAUUUCAGAAUGUAAUCUUUAUUUAUUCUCAACUUGUAAUGGUACUUCUGCUAAAAUUAUGCCAAUAGAUUAUAAUUUAAUAUCUAUAGAAGAAUGGACUUUAUUUGUAAUUUUAACUACUGGAAUACCAAAUUAUGAUCAAAACAAUAAUUAUUCUGGAUUUAAUUAUAAAUAUGAAUUUAUUAAAUAUAAUGAUAUUACAAAAGAUGAAGAAAUUAUUCUAUCUUUAUCUCUUACAAAUGAAACAGUUACAUUCAAAAAUCAUUUAAUUGAUAUAGAAAAAACAGUUUCUGCUCCUCAAUGUGGUCCUUAUUGUUCUACUUAUCCAAAAGGAUUCUUUGCUUUUUGGUUAACUUAUGAUAAAAACAAUGAUCUUUAUGAAAUAUCAAUUAAUUCCAACUCAGAACUUUUAAUAACUUUACCUGGAUCUAAACAAAAUAUUAAUAAGAUCAUUACUCAAUCAGGUAUAAAUAGUAAUAAUCCAAGUUAUAAUAUAUGGUAUAUAACAAAUGUUAAAAAAACUCCAAAGUUAAUUUCUACUACUACUACAACUAUUUCUCCAUGGGAUAAAAUACAACAAGAGGUUUGUAAUAUUACAGAAAUAUGGAUACCAUGUAAAGGAUUUAAUGCUACAAUUAAUCCAAAUUUUAAUCUUGGAGAUCUUAUUUCAAUGGAAUUUAUACUUGAAAAAGAAUGUAAUUGUAAUAAUAAGAUUAAUCAUCUUGGAAAUCAAUACUGGUUAGGAUUUGAUUUAAAUGAUGAUUAUAAUAAAAUCUUUUCAAUCUUUAUUAAUGAAAGUUCUAUAAUAAUGUAUGACUGGAAAAGUCAUCAAGAAUAUAUAUCUCCAUUCACAAAUGAAUCACUCUCUUAUGAUCAAAUGAAUCUUGAGAUAUUAAUUGGAUGGAGUAGACUUGGAAUCUUUUUAAUGGACAAAAAUCAUAAUGGAUUAAUUCAUAUACAAAAUUUACCAGAAGAUCAAAUUAAUAAGAUCAAACAAUACUCUGAUGAACAAAAUACUUUGGUAAAAUUUGAACUAAUUAGUAGAGAAUUCUUAUAUCCUAAUGAAAUUUUAUAUCAAGGUUAUCAUACCUGUUCUUUUUAUAAUGAUUGUAAUACUGAAAUAAUGUCUUGUUCAAGUCAAGCUUUAAUAGAUACAUGUAAUAAACCUCGUCCUGGAAUGAGUUGGAUUAUAGAUACUGAAAUUUCUGAAACUAAUGUUAAUAAUGGUACAUGGGGAUCUAAAUUAGAGUUUCCUACUUUAAUUAAUGUAUUCAAGAUUAAUAAUCUCACAGAUAAUAUAUAUUCAAUUUAUAUCUUUAAUAAUAGGAUCUCAAUUCAAGAUGAACAUAAUAAGAUUUCUUGUGAUGGUUAUUAUCCAGGUCUUGUAGAUAUAAAAAUAGGUGAUCAUUUAAAAUGGUCUAUUGGAAUAGAUCAUUCUUAUUUACUUUAUUUAAAUAUACAUGAUAUAAAAAAUGGAAAUAAAAACUAUACUGUUUGUGUUUUACCAAUGGAUAUUUCUUCUGGAACUUUAUCAUCUAUAUAUCCAAAAGGUUAUUCACCUUUAAAAUCCACCUUUAUUCAACAGAUCUCUGGAUUCCCCAAAGGAGGAUAUGAGAAAUCAAAUCCCAUAGGAUUUUAUGAUGCAAAUUAUAACUCAUCUCUUGGAAUAUUUGAACCUGAUAAACUAUAUAAAAAAAUCAAUUCUUUCUUCCCAGUUGGAAUUAAUGCUGCUCCUACUUUUGGAGAUUAUCAAAACACUCCUCCAGGUUAUUUCUAUAAUACAACUUCAAGUUUAUUUGAAACAGAAGAUUUAACUCUUAAAGAUGAAAUUAACCCUUAUCAACCUAGAGAAUUUAUUAAGGGAUUGAAUGAAUGUAAUAUUGAACUUUUAUCAGUUUGUAAUAGUUCAAAUAUUAAUUUUAGAUCUAAUAAUAGUAAUUUAAUAUUUGGAAAAGAUUGGACUUUAUUUGUAAUGAUUAGUACAGGUAUUCCUAUUGGAAAUAAUAUCUUAUCUAAUUUGGAUUUUAAUUACAAAUAUAAUUUCAUAAAUGACAUAAAUGGAGAAGAAGAAGUCAUUCUUUCUCUUACUCUUAGAAAUGAAUCAGUAAUAUUCAAAAAUGAAAAGACUGGAGAUGCUUCGAUUUCAGGAUCUCCCCAAUGUGGUCCAUAUUGUUCAACUUAUCCAAAAGGCUUUUUUACUUUUUGGUUAACUUAUAAUAAUGAAUCUAAAAAAUACCUAAUUUCAGUUAAUUCUAAUAAAGAACAUUUGGUUGAAGUAUCAGGUUACAAAUCAGUAUUUAACAAAAUUAGAGGAGAAUUAGGUAGUAAUAAUGGAAAUGUUUAUUCACUUUGGCAGUUAACAAACAUAGUUGAAGUUCCAGUAUCAAUCUCAACAACAACAACAACAACAACUUCUCCUCCUUGGGACAGUAUUACAUUUGAUAACUGUGAUAUUGAGAUAGGUACUCCUUGUAAAGGAUAUGCAGGAACGAUUCAAAACAAUUUGAAAAUGAGUAAUGUUAUUUGGAUCUCAACAAUAGUACAUAAUGGAAACAUUAUAUUACCCUCAAGUGGAGAAAAAUAUUGGUUUGGAAUUAGUUUGAAUAGUAUCUCUUCUGAUAAUCUUAUGAACUUGUUUUUCAAUGAAACUUUCAUCAUUCUAAUAGAUUAUGUACAAGGAAAACAAUAUUUCUCAAGAUAUACUGAUGAAAUUCUUAUUUAUGAAGGCUUAGAACUAACUUUUGGAUUAGCAUGGAGUAAAUUUGGAGUAUUCUUACUAAAUGAGAAUGGUAAUUCUUUAAUUAGCUUCCAAACCAACCAAGAGUAUGCUAUAUCAAAGAUUAUACCACUUCGUGGAAGUAGAAGACAAGUAUAUCAUUUCCUACUUUCUGGAGGUUUUCUAUUCCCAGGAAAUACUUUGUAUGAAGGAUAUAGUACCUGUUCACUAUAUAAAGAUUGUGAUUCAACAUCUACAGGGUGUUCAGCUCAAACUCUUACUAAUCCUUGUGGUAAACCUCAACCAGGAGUUAGUUGGAUUAUUGAAACAGAGAUUCUGGAUACAAAAGUAAAUAAUGGUACAUGGGGUUCUGAUCUUGAACUCUCAAAUCUUCUUAACAUUUAUUUUGUAAAUAAUGGUGUUGAAGAUGUAUUAGCUAUAUAUUUAUUUGAUAAUAGAUUAGCCUUACAAGAUCUUAAAAAGAAUGUGGUUUGUAAUGGUCCUUACCCUCAAGAUCUUUCUCAAAACUUUGGAAGCAGUAUAAAUUGGACUUUGUCAAUAGAUGAAACUGAAAUGCUUUACCUUAAUAUUAAGCAAAAAGAUGAGAUUUUUUCAGUUUGUGCAAUUUCAUUUGGAAAUCAUCUAAUUCCAAUAGUUUAUAUUUACCCUAGAGGCCAUGCUCCAGCUACUUCGAAUUUCACUCAAAUACUUAAUAGUAUUCCAAUAGGAGGAUUUGAACCAACAUCUAAAAAUUCUAAAUCAGGAUUCUAUAGACCAAUAUUAAACACAACUUCUGGAACAUAUAAUAAUGAACUAUAUAAUUCCACUACACCUUUCUUACCAGUUGGUAUUAAUCCAGUUCCUUAUUAUGGUACAGCAGAAAAUACUCCAAUUGGUUACCAUUAUAAUAGAACCACCAACCAAUUUGUUAGAAAUCCAAAUAAUACAAAUGUAGACGAAUUUAAUCCAUUUAGACCUCCUUAUAUAAUGAAUGGAGUCUUAGAAUGUGAUCUAUUUAUUUUUGAUACUUGUAAUGGAACAUCUGCAAGGAUUAUGCCAGAAAAUACAAUAUUUAAGCAAGGAUGGACGCUAUUUACAUUAAUAAGUACCGGCAUUCCAACUCGUGAUCCAAAUACAAAUAGUCAAGAUCCAAACCUAAGAUUUGAUUUCAUUAACUCAGAAUUAGGAGGAAAUACUGAGGAAACUGUUUUGUCUCUUAAUUUAUUUAAUGAGACAGUAAUUCUUAGAAAUGAAAGAACUGGAGAUUCUUCUAUUGCAGGAUCUCCACAAUGUGGUCCUUUCUGUUCUACUUAUCCAGAUGGAUUCUUUGCAUUUUGGUUAACUUAUGAUCCAGAAAUCAAUGUAUACACAGUUUCUGUGGACUAUAAUAAACAGAAACUUGUUUCUAUUAAUUCAGCAAAUAUGAAAUUUAAUCUAAUUAGACCAUCAUGUGGAAAUUCUCAAACAAACUGUGGUAUUGUUUAUAAUAUCUUCCAACUUACUAAUAAACAAAUUAUUCCAAGAUCCAUUUCUACUACUACUACUACUACUACUGCUAUCCCUUGGUCUAGCCAAGUUCUGGAUGAAUGCAAACUCAUUGUUGAUGUUCCUUGUAGAGGGAUUAAUGGUGUAUCAGUUACUCCAUUUUCUCAAGGAAAUAUUCUGUGGUUCAAUACUACAAUAACAUCUUCUAAAGAUAAGAUUCAUGGAUUAGACUUUUCUUCUCUUCAUUGGUUUGGAUACCAAUUUUUAUUGGAUUCAAAUCCGAUCUUUUCCUUAUUAUUCAAUGAAACUUCCAUAACUUUGACAGAUCAGAUUGCUAAGAUUGAGUAUUCUUCUAGAUAUACCAAUGAAAGUUUAGCAUAUCCAGAAAUGAAUAUAAUCUUUGCUAUUGGAUGGAGUAGAUUAGGUCUAUUUGUCAUCAACUCUAAAAGUGAAGGCCUAAUUCAAAUCAACAGUCUAACAGAUAUAUCCUUCAACAAGGUAUCUCUCUAUGGAUCAGAGGCCACUCCAAGUAAUUUCUUGCUUACUGAUCAAUUUGUAUUCCCUAAACAAAUCCUCUACAAAGGUUAUGAGAGUUGUUCUUUCUUUGAGGAUUGUCCUACAGAGGCUUCCUGUUCUUCUCAAGUAUUGACAGGAAUAUGCAACAAAAAGAAUCCUGGAUCCUAUUACCAAGUAGACACAGUGAUCACAGAGACAUUCCUUACAAACUCUACAUGGGGUUCGAGACUCGAGUUAAGUUCUCUAUUGGCUGAAUUUGUGAUUAAUGAAGGAAACUCACAAGAGGAUCUCUUGUCUAUAUAUAUAUUUGAAAAUAGAUUAGCUAUUCAAGAUCUAAAGCAUAAUGUAGUAUGUUCUGGACCGUAUCCUUCAGAUUCAAUCAUAGAUUAUGGGGAUUCUCUUAGCUGGAGUAUCGGGUUUGAUGAUUCAAACCAGAUGUACUUAAAUGUUCAAAAUUUCAAAGGAAUGGGUAACUUUACUAUCUGUACUUUAAGUACUGGAAUUCAGAAUUCUGAUUUCUUGUACUUAUAUCCACAAGGAUAUGCUCCUGGACCUUCAGUAUUUAAGGAAUUUAAGAUGGGAUUCCCUAAAGGUGGAUUUGAAUCUUCUGUCUCAAAUUCUUCUUUAAAUGGUUACUAUAAACCAUUAUAUAAUACAAGCUCUCAAGAAUAUGAUCCCGAAGCUACCUAUGGUAUAAAUCAUCCCCACUUUCCUCCGGGUAUACAGGCUGCUCCUCUUAAUGGAUCCCUUAUUAAUACCCCUUCUGGAUAUUACUAUAACACAGCUACAGGACUCUUUGAGAAAUAUCCAAACAAUACCAAUAUUGAAAUUAAUCCAUUCCAACCAAAAGAACUUCUUGAGGGACUUCCUGAAUGCAGUUUGCAUAUGUUUGAUAUUUGUAAUUCUACCUCAGUCUUUUUAAAACCUAAAGAUACAUUUUUCAAACAAGGAUGGACUUUGUUUGUGAUGCUUAACAAUGGAAUUCCCUCAAAUGUUUCUGAAAAGUAUGACUUCAACUAUAAGUAUGAGUUUCUCAAUUCCAAGCAAGGAAACAAAGUAGUACUUUCUCUUUAUUAUAACAACGAGACUGUAGUCUUUAGAAACGAAGUUUCUGGUGAAUUUUCUGUUGCUGGAUCUCCUCAAUGUGGUCCUUAUUGUUCAACAUAUCCAAAAGGCUUUUUCACUUUCUGGCUUUCUUACGAUCACUCUUCCAACAAUUACAUUAUCUCUGUGAGCUCCAACCAAAAGUAUCUCCUUCAUCUAGAUGCACAUGGAGCUAUUUUUGAUCAUAUAAAGCCUUGUUGUGAAUCAGAAACUGCAAACUCAUUCUCUCUUUGGCAACUUUCCAAUACUGUAAUUUAUCCUCUUAGAAUGUCCUCCACUACUACCACGCUCCCACCUUGGUUUGAGACAGUUCAUGAUGAAUGCUCACUUUCCUCCAUUGACUCUUCUCAACCGUGUAAAGGACAUAGUGCAACCCUAAUGGAUGGAAAUUUCUCUGAUAGUUACCUCCUUUCUCUGAAUUUCACACUAUCCAAGGUUUUGGUGAACGGAGCAAACAACGUACUUACUCCCAUUAUCCCCACAUCAACUUCCAAAAGGAUGAAUCUAGAUAAUUCUACAAAUGCAACUGAAGAUCUAAAAUACAUAUGGAAUGGUUUUGAAUUCAAAGAUAAGAAUGAUCAAUUAGUACUUUCACUUAAAUUCAAUGAAACAACUAUCACGCUUUAUGAUCACAGAGAAGAUCUUGAAUAUAUUUCUCCAUAUACUAACGAAAGCACAGUUUACUCUGGGAAAUUAGAAAGCCUAUCUCUUGGUUGGAGCAGACUUGGGUUAUUCUUGAUGAAUAGUGAUUUUAACAGCCUAAUAAAAAUCCCAGCAAGAAAUAAUUUUGAGUUCAGUAAAGUCUCAAAAUCACUCCAAGAUAACAUUCCUCUUAAUUUCACGCUCCAAACAAAUUUUAUGUAUCCUAAUGAGAUCUUAUACCAAGGAUACCACUCUUGUUCUCUUUUUAAUGAUUGUCAUUCUAAACCAAUCUCCUGUGAAUCCCAAGUUCUUUCAGAAACAUGUAACAGAAAUCCGAGUAGGCCACAAUGGAUUGUGGAAACUGAGAUCUCAGAUACUCAAGUAAACAACGGUACUUGGGGGCCCAAUUUUGAACUUCCAGGACUACUUCAUGCUUUCAAUAUUAAUAAUGGAAUUGAGGAUAUAGUUUCAGUAUAUAUAUUUGAUCAGAGGAUUGCAAUUCAAAGCCAUCUUGGACACUCUUUCUGUGAUGGAUUAUACCCAGAAUCCAGAUCUUUAAUAAUUGGAGACUCUGUUGUUUGGUCAGUAGCUGUAGAUGAUAAUGAAAUACUUUAUUUAAACGUAAUGAACGAAAAUAAAACUAAAUUCUACUCAGUUUGUACUCUAAAAUACCAUGAAGACUUUAUACAUUUUAAAUACAUCUAUCCUAGAGGCUACUCACCUUCAAGAUCUAUAUUUACUCAAAUUAUUGGAGACUUCCCUAAUGGAGGAUUUGAAAGUUCUAACCCCAGAGACAAUAUUGGAUUCUAUAGGCCUGAGUUAAAUAAUGAGACAGGACUAUAUGAACCAGAAAAAAAAUACAACUUUAGUUUCCCAUUCUUCCCAGUUGGAAUCAUUCCUGCACCAAUUUCUGGAAACUAUCAUAAUACUCCUCCUGGUUAUUACUACAACCAAACUUCUGGUCUCUUUGUUAAGUAUCCAAAUAAUACCUCAGACCAAGUAAAUCCCUACCAAUUCCAAGAGCUUUCUCCUGGUAUAAAAGAAUGUGAUCUAUACAUUCUUUCAAUAUGUAACAGUACUAUUGUUAAUUUGAAACCAACAGGAACACUCUUUCAAUCAGGUUGGACCCUAUUUGCAUCUAUUAAUACUGGAAUCCCAGAAUCUGACCAAAGUUCAUCCGUGUUACCAAAUUCAACCUUACCAUUUGUCUAUAAUAAUGGAGUAACUUCUUUUUCGUCCCAAAAUUCAGCAACAUACAAUUAUGGUUUCCAGUUCAUUAACACAUUCACUAGCAAAAUAGUUCUCUCUAUCAAUUUGUAUGAUGAAUUUACUGAGAUUAAGAAUGAGAUCACGGGAGAAAGAGCCGUCUCAGUUUCUCCUCAAUGUGGUCCUCUAUGUUCAACAUACAAAAAAGGAUACUUUACCUUCUGGAUGAAUUAUGAUGCUUUCAGUGAAGAAAUGACCAUCUCUAUUGACAAGAACAAACAGAUUCUUUUGAGACUAAAAAAUUCUCAGGCUGUCUCAUCCUUUGAUAGAAUCCAACCAUGUUGUAGUAAUUCAGUAAUGAGUUCUUUUAGUUUGUGGCAACUUUCGAAUAUUGCUAAGGUUCCUCAGAUUGAGACUACCACUACAACCACUACUACUAUCCCUCCCUGGCAAGAUAAUAUUCAAGAUGAAUGCUUACUAGAGAAAGAUAUUCCUUGCAAAGGCUUUAAUGCCACACUUAUAGAUCCCAUAUUCAAUCAUGGUAAUGUCCUUUGGCUCAGCUUCAAACUACCUAUUCAGAACUGUAAUGCUCCUUUCAAUUUAAAUGAGAUUUUCUGGUAUGGUUACCUCUUUAGUAACAAGGAUAGACCAGUUCUUUCUAUUUUGUUUAAUGAGACUUUAAUUACUUUAUAUGAUUGGAAGAAUGAUCAAGAAUUUUACUCUCCUUAUAAAGAUGGAAGCCUUGUUUUUCAAGGAAAGAAUCUUAACUUAGGACUUGGAUGGAGCAGACUUGGGUUCUUCUUACUUAAUGAAAACUCUGAAUCUUUGAUAAAUAUUAAAUCCAUGACUGACUUCUCUUUUGAUAAGAUCUCUAACCAUGGUAAAACACCUGAUCCAUCAGUAUUCCUUCUCCAAACAGGCUUCCUUUAUCCUCAACAAGUUCUUUUACAGGGAUAUAAAGACUGUUCUUUCUACAAUGACUGUUUUUCCAAGUCUUUAAGUUGCUCUGGCCAAGUACUUUCUCAAAUAUGCUCUAAUCCUAUUCCAGGGAUGAGUUGGGAAAUUGAAACUGAAAUUACCAAUACACAAGUUAAUAAUGGAACUUGGGGAAGAAGAUUCCAAUCUCCAGAUAUAAUCAAUGUAUUUGUACUCAGUCCUACUGAAGAUUUGAUCUUUUCUAUAAAUUCCAAUUCGAAUGAAAAUAACUAUCAAGAUUAUGGAUACAUUUAUGUACUUAAAGAUAGAGUUGCUUUACAGAGCCAUUAUGGAUCAGUCUGCUCUGGACCACUCCCUGGAGCUAGAAAACUCAAUAUUGGAGACAAGCUUAAACUUUCACUUGGAAUAGACUCAUUAUCUAUGCUUUACUUAAACAUUUUUAAUGAUGAUGAUUCUGAAUAUAACACAGUAUGUAGUAUAGGUGAGAUUGAGAAUGGAUGGAGAUUUAGAUAUAUAUUCCCUAUGGGAAAUUCUCCCCCAAUCUCAAACUUUACUCAAUUUAAACUUGGGUUCCCUGAUGGAGGAUUUAAACCAACAUAUACAGGCCCAGAUUCACUUUAUGAUCCAUCAUUUGAUAAUACAACAGGGACUUAUCAUCCAGAGUUGAAGUAUUUAAAAAGUUAUCCUUACUUCCCAUCAUCAAUAAUUCCAGCUCCUACUGAUGGUAAUGAAACUAAUACUCCUCCUGGGUAUUUCUACAAUAGGACCUCUAGUUUAUUUGAGAAAGAAGGAGGUAUUCAGAAUUCAGAUAUUAAUCCAUAUAGGCCAGAAUAUAUUAAAAACGGAGUAGAUGUAUGUGAUCUUAGCUUAUUCUCAGUCUGCAACUCAACAAAUGUAUACUUAAAACCUGAGAAUACCCUCUUUAACUCAGAUUGGACUUUAAUGGUAAUGAUGAGCACUGGGAAUCCAGAAACUCAGGAAAGCCCUUCAAAUAAUCUUAAACAAAACUACAAAUAUGAAUUCUUUAAUUCAAAUACCAAAUCUCUAAUAUUGUCAAUAACUUACUCGGACCUCUUCGUUAGUUUGACUAAUGAACAAAAUGGAAUCACAGUCUAUUCUUCCUCACCCCAAUGUGGUCCCUUUUGUUCUACAUAUACUAAUGGUUUCUUUACAUUUUGGGUAACUUAUAGUAAAGAGAAGAAUUCUUACACAAUUACCGUUAAUAGAAAUACAGAGAGAUUGCUUUUCCUGAAUGGAAUAGAUAAUUCAUUUAACCAGAUAAUCGGAAAGAGCUUUGGUUCUAAGAAAUCUUACACUCUUUGGUAUCUUGUCAACAUCUCAAUAGAUCCUAUUGGACUUUCUACUACUACUACUACUUCCACUAGUACCACAACUACAAGCACUCCAAAUACAAAUAUUACAAGCACUUCAACGACUACAUUACCUCCUGAUCUCACUGAAGGGUGCAAUUUGAAAAUUGGAACAGCUUGCACUGGAGUAUUUGGAUACUUUGAAAAAACGGAUGAUAGUGUUUGGAAGGAGGGAGUUUAUGUGACAAUCAGUUUCAAAUUCCCUAAGAUUGUUAAAAAAAGAUUUACUUACUAUGUAGACAGCUCACUUAGAACAUUAUCUAGCCAGACAGUAUUUAGUCUAAUUCUGAUUAACAGGGAUUUAAACGUAGGAAGCAUAUUGUUUGAGCCAAAUAAGUUAACAGCAGUUCUGAAUGAGACUUCUAUUUCAACUCAAUAUAGUAAUGGAAGAAUAUUUAAUGAAGGAGAUGAUAUGGAGAUAACUCUUCUGAAAAUUAAUGGACUUUUCUAUAUUAUGGAUUCAAAUGGAUUUGCUCUGAUUGAGUAUCCAAAUUUACUACUUUCCGAGGAUGAAAUAAAUUCAAAGCUUAAUUAUACUUUCACUGAAAUAUACCCCUCAACUCCAGUUAGGUUAAUCUUCUCAGUUCAAAACUAUCAAGGAUAUCCAUUUGUUCUUUUAAAUGGAUACUUACAUUCCAGCUUGACAAACUAUUGUGGGGUGGAUCAAACUUCUAUUGUAAAUCAAGCUGUAAAUGGCUUAUGUAAUUAUCCUCAAAAAGGUAUGGAAUGGAAAAUAUACACCAAAGCCACAGACAAUAAGUUAAACAGUGGAUAUUAUGGAGAUUUAUAUGAUAAUGAUGAUUUGAUUUCUGCUUAUAAUAUUAAUAACGGAACUCACAAUACUUUAGGAUUCCUAUUUUAUCGUAAAUUUGCCUUAUUAAUCAACUUAAUUACGAAUGAACAAUGUUCUGGAGUACAUCCAAACUCUGAAGAACUUGGUUUUGGAAAGGACCACGAUUGGAGUAUUGGAUUUAAUGGGAAUUCAAUUUUCUUAAAUGAACACCAAUUUUCGGACUAUUCUAAAAAAUUCACAAUUUGUACCUUGCCUUUAAAUAACAAAAUCCUGCCAUUCAAGUACUUAAUCCCUGUUGGAGAAAAUCCAUAUAGUAAGAUGAAAGUUUCCCAACUUGGAAAAGGAUUCCCUGAGAAUGGUUAUUCCACAACAGAAAAGGAUAAUGAAAUUCCAAUAAACGGAGUUCUGAUGGUUCAAGCGUUGAUUACAAACUUUGAUUAUUUUGUUCAAAAACAAAUAGCUGAUGAGAGAUUCAAAGAAUUUAAAGACCUAUUUAUCUCAUCUAUUAAGACUUCUUUCGGUCCUUAUAAGAGGAACGUAGGUAUUAUAAGUUUGACCCCAAGGAAUGUCCAAGUAUCCAAAGUUGGAAAUAGCGUCUUACAGACUGCAACUGGGGAUAUAUUGGUUACAUUCUAUAUUUACUCUAAUGUAGGACAAAAAAUGGCAGACUUUUCACUGGAAAUAUCCUCCAAGAUCAUUUUCAAUCCGACAAGUAUUUUCGGACAGAUAUUUGAAUGGAAACAACUUAACUUCUUAACCAAAGAUGCUUCCCCUCCUAUUGAAUUAAUCGUUAACAACACAUCCUGUAUGGGAAUAAACAAGGGGAAAACUGCACUGGAAAGCAUAGUUUAUAAGUACGGUUUCUAUUCAGACUUAGUUACUGAGUAUCCUCCAGAAUCUUUAAUUGGAUAUUUCUCAUUUAAUCACAUUGUUCCAAAUGUUCCUACUUUUAAUGACCAUAAAGAGUUUGUUCUUUCCUUCAAGAAGGCACUUGGUGAAUUACUUGGGAUUGAUUAUAAACUUAUUGGAGUCAUUGCAGUUGGUGAUACUCCUGUUGAGAAUGGAGUACUAGGAUAUGGAGUAAUUAAGUUCUACAUUAGCUCAAAUAGUAUGGAGUUUUCUUCAAUUAUACUAGAACAGCUUUCUCUUAGACUUUCAAACCCCAAAAAUCCAUUUUCCAAAAAAAUGAGCUGGAAGCAAAUUGAAAUUGGAUACUGUAAUAAACCCAAGUUCUAUAUGUAUUAUCAUAACCGUAUGAACAAUAGGAGAUUUAAACAUUACUUAGAAAGCAAUGGAAACUUGAAUGUUGAAGAUAACCCAUUUUACACUUAUUUAAAAGAUGAUGAUAACUUCAGUGAUCCAUACGAAUACGAUUACAAUGAUAAUUCCGAAACAGACAGUGAUGGAUUGGAUGAAUUCAUCAAUAGUUUUGGACGUCACAAUAAAUAG